AAAACAGUUUAGCUUCCGCCACGUCAGACUUUGCGACAAGUCGUCAGAAGAAGUCGCCGGCGCCAGAAAGAGCAGACCGAUGGCUCCCUUCGUCCAGCGGCAACUAUUAUAUUAGAAAGUAAUUUUAUUUCACCACAGAUUGGUGCUAUGUCUUCAGGAAUGACUGGGCAUACACCGUGUCUAACCAGCCGAUGGGAUAAGACAGCCCAGCCCAAACAAAGUGUGGAUGUAAGGCAGCAGAGGAGUAGUGAAAAUGCGGGCCGCUCAUUACAAGGAGUUUCCAGCCCCGCUGGUUCAAACAGCCCAGUUUCCCAGCCGCCACAAACGGGAGAAAAGCCAGCGCCUCAGGGUGGAGUUGAAAUGGCAGCGGCCAUGGCUGCUAAAAUAAAUGCCAUGUUAAUGGCAAAGGGAAAGCUGUUGACUCCUCCACCGCUACUUGCAAAGACUGCCCCAAAUGUGCCUGUGCAGUCAGCCACAGAAGAAAUGGCCGUCACAGAAGUCGACAUUAACAACGUGCCGCUGAAUUGUCGGGACCUUCUUACUAAAGGAAAAACCCAGGAGGAGAUCCGACAGUUCAGUGGAGCGGUCUGCUCAACGAAAGGUCAUUACAUGCCUGAUCCUACAAAAGGAAAAGCAGGACAAAGACCUUUGUAUUUACAUGUCCAGGGCAAGAAUCAGGAGCAGGUCAACAAGGCGGUGCUGAGGAUAAAGGAAAUCAUCACAGAGGACAUGCUGAGGGCCUCAGCAGCAUCAGGACAACAGGUGCCUGUCAUGCCUCCGCUCACACUCUACCCCCAGCCUCCUCGUCUCGUCAACAACCCACCCGUGCCACGAAUGCCCAACACCAACUCAGUGCCAGGUCAUCGACCAUCAGCUCCUCAUUCUGGGAGUUUUGUGCACACAAAGAUUUUUGUUGGCCUCGACCAGACUUUCCCCUUCUUCAACGUAAACGAAAAGAUCGAGGGUCCGGGAGGUUCGUACCUGAGUCACAUCCAGACUGAGACGGGGGCCAGAGUCUUCCUCAGAGGAAAGGGUUCUGGCUACAUUGAACAAGCUUCAAAACGAGAGUCUUUUGAGCCUCUUUAUGUCUAUAUCAGUCACCCAAAUUCUGCUGGUUUGGAGUCAGCGAAGAAACUCACCGAGAGUCUGCUGGAAACUGUGCGAGAUGAAAGCGCCCGCAUGGUGUCGACGUACACGGCCACCGGCUCAACACAACCAUACGCAGCACAUGGAUUUCCACCUAAUAGCAAUUACUCUAGCCAGGGGUCCUGGUAUAACUACCCGGCAAAUGGGUAUGCUGGAGGCUAUUCAGCGUACUCAGGAGCCAGUGGUUAUUGGAGUAAUGCAAAUGGUCCCCCAAGUCAUUCUAACAUGUCGACAAACCCUCCAUCUUCUCAGGCAAUGGUUCAGUAUCCGGUGUGUCCUAGGAAACCGCAUCCGUAUCUCGUCCAGGAUCCAGGCAUCAGUGAGACCGUGGAGCCUGAAGGAUCGUUAAACACCCCCCAUGACUCUGGAAGUCCCAGGCGUCAUUUCCAGGAGGGGGCCAAGCAAGACUCGCCUCCGAGCAGAUCCCCAGAGCGUCCCGCUAAUCAAGAGUCUGCUCUUCCUGCAUCCAGUGUUAGAGAGGAGAAAGUAGUACAAAGGAUUCUUAUGCCUCCACCGCCGCCUUUCUUCGCGGCUCCUGGCCCCGUCGCACGCAAAAGGCAGAGAGACCCAGUGUGUCCGCCUGGCAAUGCCGUGUCAAUGGGUGUUCAGGACAAAGUGAGCGAGAAGAAGUCUAAAGUGGAAGAGGAUGCUUCCGGGCUUGUGCCAUACGGGGGGGAUUCCUCUGAUGAAGAGGAGGACAGGACACGCAGCAGUAAGGCUGAUCACUCAUAACCCCUGACCAUCCAUCCCUAAAGUCCCCUUUGAGCACAUCAUGCUAUUCUCAAACACAAAUUCUCAACAUAAAAGGAAAAAUCCACCCUCACAUUUUCCUGUUUUUAAGCCCCUUUAUUUCAGAGAACACAUUGCAUUUUUGAACCCCUUUUCACGAAUUUCUGGUGUUCAUCUGAAGACUGAUCACAGGUGACUGCAAAGCACGCUGUCAGGCUGACAAUCGAUACAAACAAAAACACGGGUAGUCUUUGACUGAUCGCCAGCUGGUCAUGUUUGAUCCCCUGUAAACCUGAGAGGAUUGUUUUAUUUUUGUAUGCUUGUGUAGCUUUAGCCCCUUCUGUUUUUUUUACUUUUCUGUAACUCAUACUGAUGGAAAAUUAAAACAAUGGCCAUUUAUAGCUGGGCUAACUAGUUCAUAUGACAUGAUGAUUUGUUCCACAGAAUUUCCCAAGUGUUAUUCUACCAUUUGUUAGUGCUGAUAUGGGGAGCUGUCUUUUUAUUGUACAGUUCUGAAUUGAGAACCUGCACUUACUGAUGUCUUAAGUUUGUUAAACUAAUCCCGUAUAACUAACUAUUCAGGGUGGGUUCUUCCUAAGAGUUGAAUGCAGUUAUCAAUAGAUUUUCAUCUUUUCAAAUGCAUUUGUUUGAAUCUGAACACUUGGUCUGCUGCAGUUACUGAUGCUAUGAAUACAUAUUGUAAAAUUCAGUGAAAUGUUUUUCUUUCUUGGAAAAUGGUGUAUGCUUGUUCCCAUGGAAUACAAUAAAAAAAAAAACACCUGAAAAGCC
Molecule: messenger RNA, 2664 nt
Organism: Pungitius pungitius (ninespine stickleback)
Lineage: Eukaryota; Metazoa; Chordata; Actinopteri; Perciformes; Gasterosteidae
Product: KH homology domain-containing protein 4-like
Exons: 14
Coding region: 148-1878 (576 amino acids)
Cellular component (GO): nucleus
Molecular function (GO): RNA binding
Source: RefSeq, a predicted model, not a curated record